Soboliphyme baturini is the source of this 435-nucleotide messenger RNA. The record is from the annotation of a GenBank genome assembly. Lineage: Eukaryota; Metazoa; Nematoda; Enoplea; Dioctophymatida; Soboliphymatidae.
AUGUCUCGAUUUUUUCGUAGCGAAAAGAAAUGGAAUAUGUUAGUCAGCAAAAUAGCGGGAUUUAAUAUCGGUUUUCAGCUAGAAGACGAGGGCAAGGAGUUGUCAGCAAAGCUCAAUAAGGUCGCAUCUCAGUACCGCGUCGUUGAGCGCCAGUUCCUCAUCCGGAUGAAAUCCUUUAGCCCAAACACCUUGGACAGAAUCGAGAGGCUUUUAUCGAUGACUCAUGGAAUGAUGUUGUCACUCAGUGACGACCAGGCUGAAUUUGACCGAAAAUUGAGAAAGGUGUAUAACGACGCAGUUUGCUGUUUGCUGCUGUUGUUCGAGCUGCUGAAAAUAAACUUUGACCUUUCCAACGACGCACUUACUGUUCUUCGGUCUUGCAUACCGUAUUCUUACGAUGAGCAGGUAUUUAGCAAGUGGCUGUUGAUAUGUUAA